GUUUCGUUAUUUGAAAAAUGUCACGGGACUUCGUGUUGUCGGUGACGUCACUUCCUGAAUGACGCGAGAUUCAAAAAAUGCUUCACAAUGGCAACACUGAGUCGAGCUGUGUUUCGAAUACAGUUCUAUGUUUCACCAACGCUGAUCAGACAUGGAAGAGACGCUUCCUGGUAUUAAGAUAAAAAAGCGUCUCUCAUUUUCGUCAAAUACGGAUAACAGUGAGCAUCAAGAUCUUAGUUUGGCAUGUCAAUUUCGCAAGUUAAGCGCUUCGGACUCAUGCCGACCUCCGCCCGAAGUUAGCGGACACAGCUUGGUUCAAACUACAGGUACAUGUCCAAAAGACAGCAUCGUCCUAGACGUACCCGAACAUUCCAGCGCAGAACAGUAUCGUGUAAGUCGUAGUGAAGACAAAGAAAAUAUUCCAGCUCCGACCACCAGUCCCGGUAAUAUCCAGGGAAAGAAUAUUCCAGAUAACAAAAUGCUGCAAAAUUCCACCGUGGCUAUACAUGAAAGUCAAGGUAGCAAAGAAGAAAUUAAUACUGACAUGGCGAGCAGAAAUCAGGAGGGAUGCAGUGUGAAUGUGGUUUUCCAUGGCACUGUGCAUCUAGAAAGCUGCUGCCGUUUUGUCAGCGAGAUCCUCAAGUGCGUCCUCUAUCAGAGGCAGCAGCUACCAAUGACAUACGACCAGUUGGUGUACGCUGAGAAACAAUGGCAAGCUUCAGUGCAGGAUAAAGAGGCAGUGAGCUGGAGGCCGGUGCACUCUACAGACAUGGACUGGCGUAAGCAUCAGCGGACCCUUCAGGAAAUCGAUGAGGUUCUGAAGCGGCUGGAGGAGCUGUUUUGCCUCAGCAGGGUGCCCUGUGUUCUCUUACUCCUGGGCGGCUCUGUCAUUCUCCCCAAGGAGAUGUAUGAGAUUAACAUGGAGUCACUGGCGCUGGCAUGUGGAGAUGACUGUUUGUCGGAGUCAUCAUGCUUAAGGCAGCUCUUCCACACACUGUUUGUGGCUGACGUUUUGUCCGAUGCGAAAUCUGUUCGUUUAAUGCCAACCACAGUCUUGGCUCUGGCUCACAGGGACUGUGGUGUCAGUUGGUUCCUGCCUAAACUGCACUUCAAAAAGCCAAAACGUGUGAAGAACCAAGUUAUUGCCCUGUCUACUGAUCCUGGCUGCUGUAAAGAACAAAAGCCAGAAGUGUCAGACUGGAUGGAUUAUGUGUGGUUUCAGGCACCUGUGACUAUUAAGGGCUUCACUGCCUGACCACAAAUGUUAUGGAAUAGAAACUGAUAUUCUCCCCAUACAGACUGUGUGCAUUUUAAUGAAAGUUCAUACUCUGCUUGAACUGCACCUAUUUUAAUUGUUUUGCUUGUGAUUACAUGCGUGACCAAUAAACAGUAUUUGGUUCACUGGCA
Thalassophryne amazonica is the source of this 1407-nucleotide messenger RNA. It is a transcript of the gene mad2l1bp, whose product is annotated as MAD2L1 binding protein. Bases 152 to 1255 code for a protein of 367 amino acids. The transcript has 3 exons. Gene Ontology annotation, biological process: regulation of exit from mitosis. The record is from RefSeq and is a predicted model, not a curated record. Gene Ontology annotation, cellular component: nucleus. Lineage: Eukaryota; Metazoa; Chordata; Actinopteri; Batrachoidiformes; Batrachoididae.